Molecule: messenger RNA, 1137 nt
Organism: Microthlaspi erraticum
Lineage: Eukaryota; Viridiplantae; Streptophyta; Magnoliopsida; Brassicales; Brassicaceae
Source: the annotation of a GenBank genome assembly
AUGGCAGGAGCGGAAGCAAGAGCAGUGUGGCAAAGAACAGUAAACCGUUACUUUGUCCAAGAAGACGCUAAAAGAGCUCCCAAGCUAACCUGUUGCCAAUCUUCUUCAUCUACAAAACAGGUUGAAGAAGAUUCUGUGGGGUCUUCUCGAGCUCUUGUUGAUCCUCAGAAUCAACCAUCUUCUCCUCCAGGUCUAAUGCCUCUUCAUCGAAACCCCAAUUUCCCGGAUCGUUUACCACACAACACCAGCUUGUGGGGUCAUCAUCAUCAUCACAGUCAGCCAAACCAACAACAAGUCAAGAAGCAGCCACUGCAGGCUGAGGCUGAGGCUACUAAUAUCUCUGAGAAGAAGAAACCUGAAUUGGGAGUGAAAACAUCUUCCAAGUCUGAAAGCUUUCAAGAAUUCAUAGAUUAUGGUUCAGUUGGGUAUGAUGAGAAGAAGCUAAACGAGGUAGCUUUCGAUCCAUGGAAUCCUCUCUCAAGCGAGAAAGCUGGACCUUGGUGGCGAACUACGGAUAAAGACGAGUUAGCUUCUUUAGUUGCACAAAGAUCUCUUGACUAUGUUGAGAACUGUGAUCUACCAACACCACAGAAGAUGAAACGCUCUUAUUACGGCAGUCCACGUAGUUUCCGAGACUCUGUAACCAUCCAGGAGCACGGGAGAGGAACCAGCUUCAAGAACAGAACCGAGGAGGCGGCUUCGUCUGAGUCUGAUGAUCUUAGCAAAUCCGAGCUGCUAGAAGCGCUGAGGCAUUCGCAAACGCGAGCUAGGGAAGCGGAGAACAUGGCGAAAGAAGCGUAUGCAGAGAAAGAGCACUUGGUGAAGCUCCUGUUCAAGCAAGCCUCUGAGAUUUUCGGGUACAAGCAGUGGUUGCAACUGCUUCAGCUGGAAGCACUUUACCUCCAAAUCAAGAACAAGAAGACUGAGAACAAUAAGGAGAAGGAGGAGCCACCGGUUUCGAUGCCAUGGAGCAAUAGCAAAGCGAGAAAACCGGGGAUGAGGAAGAGGAGAAGCAAGAGGGGUAAUAAACCGAGUGCAGCAAAGUACGCUGUUGGUUUAGCUUUGGGGAUGAGUCUUGUUGGUGCCGGUUUGCUUCUCGGAUGGACUGUUGGAUGGAUGCAGAUGUUAUCCUUCUGA